Impatiens glandulifera is the source of this 513-nucleotide messenger RNA. RefSeq names its product 1,4-dihydroxy-2-naphthoyl-CoA synthase, peroxisomal-like. The annotation marks the transcript as partial. Gene Ontology annotation, cellular component: cytosol. Lineage: Eukaryota; Viridiplantae; Streptophyta; Magnoliopsida; Ericales; Balsaminaceae. The record is from RefSeq and is a predicted model, not a curated record. Gene Ontology annotation, biological process: menaquinone biosynthetic process. Gene Ontology annotation, molecular function: 1,4-dihydroxy-2-naphthoyl-CoA synthase activity. The transcript is spliced from 4 exons.
AUGGAGAACGCUCAAAGAAGAUUGGAUUCAAUCUCCGGCCAUAUGGACUCAUCAGUCCCCGCCCCUCCCAGCACUGGCGGCUUCAUCGGUCAUCAGAGGUGCAUUUCUGUGACGAACGAUAGUUACAAUCGUGUUCACGGCCAAGUCCCGACUCACAAACCUGUCUGGAAGAACAUCCCGACCGACGAAGUCGGCAAACAAUGGACCGACAUUAUCUACGAGAAAGCUGUCGGUGAAGGAAUUGCAAAGCUCACUAUUAACAGACCGGAGAGGAGAAAUGCUUUCCGUCCCCAAACGAUUAAGGAGCUUACUCGUGCUUUGAACGAUGCAAGAGACGAUAUUACCAUUGGAGUUAUCAUUUUAACCGGAAAGGGCAAUGAGGCAUUUUGCAGUGGUGGGGAUCAGAAAAUGAGAGGGAAGGAAGGUUAUGUGGAUCAUGACAGCUUUGGCAGACUCAAUGUUCUAGAUUUUCAGAUUGUAAUGAAACGUUGCCCAAAACCCAUCAUUGCUAUG